AUGCAUGUAUGCGCUAUGCAAGACUUACGAUUGGAAAAGAAACGGAACAAAGAGGCGGAGAAGUACUGGCUGAUGUUCGGUCUCGAACGAAGAAAUGAAAAAAAUGUUAGCUGGAAACCUUAUCUUUUAGAAUACGAAAUGAAAUCAGAAUAUCGGCAGAAGUUACAGUGCGAACUCAUAAACGCUACUGUUCCGCCCUCCUCUUGA
Loa loa (African eye worm) is the source of this 207-nucleotide messenger RNA. RefSeq lists its product as hypothetical. The record is from RefSeq and is a predicted model, not a curated record. Bases 1 to 207 code for a protein of 68 amino acids. Lineage: Eukaryota; Metazoa; Nematoda; Chromadorea; Rhabditida; Onchocercidae. The transcript has a single exon.